Myotis lucifugus (little brown bat) is the source of this 904-nucleotide messenger RNA. It is a transcript of the gene U2AF1, whose product is annotated as U2 small nuclear RNA auxiliary factor 1. Gene Ontology annotation, biological process: mRNA splicing, via spliceosome. Gene Ontology annotation, molecular function: pre-mRNA 3'-splice site binding; metal ion binding. The record is from RefSeq and is a predicted model, not a curated record. Gene Ontology annotation, cellular component: spliceosomal complex; U2AF complex. NCBI's taxonomy places the organism in Eukaryota, Metazoa, Chordata, Mammalia, Chiroptera, Vespertilionidae. The transcript is spliced from 8 exons. Bases 262 to 765 code for a protein of 167 amino acids.
CUCUUAUUUUUCAUUACAGAGUCAACUGUUCAUUUUAUUUCAAAAUUGGAGCAUGUCGUCAUGGAGACAGAUGCUCUCGGUUGCACAAUAAACCAACCUUUAGCCAGACCAUCUUGAUUCAAAACAUCUAUCGUAAUCCCCAAAACAGUGCACAGACGGCUGACGGCUCACACUACCAUUGCCCUCUUGAACAUUUACCGUAACCCUCAAAACUCUUCCCAGUCUGCUGACGGUUUGCGCUGUGCCGUGAGCGAUGUCGAGAUGCAGGAACACUAUGAUGAGUUUUUUGAGGAGGUUUUCACAGAAAUGGAGGAGAAGUACGGCGAGGUGGAAGAGAUGAAUGUCUGUGAUAACCUUGGAGAUCACCUCGUGGGAAACGUGUAUGUGAAGUUUCGCCGUGAAGAAGAUGCGGAGAAAGCUGUGAUUGAUUUGAACAACCGCUGGUUCAACGGGCAGCCCAUCCACGCUGAGCUUUCCCCCGUGACCGACUUCCGGGAAGCCUGUUGCCGCCAAUAUGAAAUGGGAGAGUGUACACGAGGCGGCUUCUGCAACUUCAUGCAUCUGAAGCCCAUUUCCAGAGAGCUGCGGCGAGAGCUGUAUGGGCGCCGGCGCAAGAAGCAUCGAUCGAGGUCCCGGUCCCGGGAGCGUCGCUCUCGGUCUAGAGACCGUGGUCGUGGCGGUGGCGGAGGUGGUGGCGGAGGCGGUGGGGGACGCGAGCGUGACAGGAGGCGGUCAAGAGAUCGUGAGAGAUCUGGGCGAUUCUGAGCCAGGCCAUUUUUACCGUAUGUCUGCUAGAAAGUGUUGUAGUUGAUUGACCAAACCAGUUCAUAAUGGGAAUUUUUUUAAAAAACAAUUUAAAAAAACAAAGAUGGGUUUCUGAAUAAAAUUUGUAGUGAUAACAGUA